CCAGCUACUGUUGCGGCGGUGCCAGUUCGCUGGGUUUCUGUGGAGCUUCCCCGACAGAGAAGGCGCGAGAGUCGGGGUGCACACAGCACACGCGCGGGUGUGAAGCUCGGGGUCCCCACCCGGGUGACCGGCUCCAUGGCCCGGACAGGCACCGCCAUUCCCGCGGCGGCCGCUUCUGCCGCCGCUCCCCCCGGGCUCCGCACACACAGUCCGAUGGCGGCGCCCGCCCAGAGGCGCGGGGCUGAGGUUGGCGUGACCUUUGAGGACAUUGCCCUGUACUUCUCCAGGGAGGAAUGGAGCCUCCUUGAUGAGGGUCAGAGACAGCUGUACCUGAAUGUGAUGCUGGAGAACUUUGAAAUUCUAUCCUCACUGGGGAUGGAACCUGCAAACCCAGCAUUUGCCCUUACCAAGAAUGUAAUCGACAACCUUUUGGUGCAUGGGAUAACGCCCAACGAACACAGCCACAGUGGAGAAAAGCCUUUUAAAUGCAGUGAGUGUGGUAAAUCUUUUCUCAGGAGCACUGCCCUUCGAGGUCAUCAGAGAUUGCACACUGGAGAAAGGCCUUAUGAGUGCCACGAAUGUGGGAAAUCUUUUUCCUGGAGUAGUGACCUUCAUCGUCAUCAGAGAGUUCACACUGGAGAAAAGCCUUAUCAAUGCAGUGAAUGUGGGAAAUAUUUUACCAGGACAUCUAACCUUCAUGAACAUCAUCAGAGAAUUCACACUGGAGAAAAGCCUUAUAAAUGCAGGGAAUGUGAAAAGUGUUUUACCAGUAUCAGUGAACUUCAUUGUCACCAGAGAGUUCAUACCAGAGAAAAGCCUUAUAACUGCAGUGAAUGUGGAAAAUCUUUUCCCAGGAGUGCUGACCUUCGUCUUCAUCACAGAAUUCACACUGGAGAAAAGCCUUAUAAAUGCAGUGAAUGUGGGAAAUCUUUAACCACCAGCACUGCUCUUCGAGGUCAUCAGAGAUUGCACACUGGAGAAAGGCCUUACGUGUGCAGUGAAUGUGCGAAAUCUUUUAUCAGUAGCUCUGCCCUUUCCCGUCAUCAGCGAGUUCACACUGGAGCAAACCCUUAUAAAUGCAAUGAAUGUGGGAAAUCUUUAUCCACCAACAGUGCCCUUCAGAUUCAUCAGAGAUUGCACACUGGAGAAAGGCCUUACGUGUGCAGUCAGUGUGGGAAAUCUUUUUUCAGUAGGAAUGUUCUUUAUCGUCAUCAGCGAGUUCACACUGGAGAAAAGCCUUAUAAAUGCAGUGAAUGUGGGAAAUGUUUUCACAGGUGCACCAACCUUCGUGUUCACCAGAGGGUUCAUACUGGAGAAAAGCCUUAUAAAUGCAAUGAAUGUGGGAAAUAUUUAUCUACCAACACUGCCCUUCAGAUUCAUCAGAGAGUGCACACUGGAGAAAGGCCUUACAUGUGCAAUGAAUGUGGGAAAUCUUUUAUCAGUAGCACUGUUCUUUAUCGUCAUCAGCGAGUUCACACUGGAGAAAAACCUUAUAAAUGCAGUGAAUGUGGGAAAUCUUUAUCCACCAACACGGCGCUUCAGAUUCAUCAGAGAGUUCACACUGGAGAAAAGCCUUAUAAGUGUAGUGAAUGUGGGGAGUCUUUUACCAGGAGCACUGCUCUUCGUUGUCAUCAGAGAUUGCACACUGGAGAAAGGCCUUAUCAAUGCAGUGAAUGUGGGAAAUCUUUUAACACGACAUCUCACCUUCAUGAACAUCAUCAGAGAAUUCACACUGGAGAAAAGCCUUAUAAAUGCAGGGAAUGUGAAAAAUCUUUUACCACUAGAAGUGAACUUCAUUGUCAUCAGAGAGUUCACACUGGUGAAAAGCCUUAUAAGUGCAGUGAUUGUGGGAAAUCUUUUACCAGGAACACUUCCCUUCGAUAUCAUCAGAGAUUGCACACUGGAGAAAGGCCUUAUGAGUGCAGUGAAUGUGGGAAAUCUUUUCGCAGGAGCCGUGACCUUCAUCUUCAUCACAGAAUUCACACUGGAGAAAAGCCUUAUAAAUGCAGUGAAUGUGGGAACUCUUUUAUCCAUAGCACUCUCCUUUCUGGUCAUCAGCAAGUACACAUUGGCACAAACCAUUAUAAAUGCCGUGAAUGUGGGAAGUCUUUUACCGCUAAUGAAUCUCAUACAUUUAAAUGAAUCUCAUACAUUUAAAUACCUACAUGAUAUAAAAUCUCCAUAAAAUCCC
Messenger RNA from Eptesicus fuscus (big brown bat), 2191 nucleotides. RefSeq names its product zinc finger protein 420-like. Gene Ontology annotation, biological process: regulation of transcription by RNA polymerase II; central nervous system development. The transcript has 3 exons. Gene Ontology annotation, molecular function: DNA-binding transcription factor activity, RNA polymerase II-specific; RNA polymerase II cis-regulatory region sequence-specific DNA binding. Bases 136 to 2142 code for a protein of 668 amino acids. Lineage: Eukaryota; Metazoa; Chordata; Mammalia; Chiroptera; Vespertilionidae. Gene Ontology annotation, cellular component: nucleus. The record is from RefSeq and is a predicted model, not a curated record.